AACAGACACUCUUCCCUUCGAAUCUCUUUCAGCACUGUAACGCUGUCAGCGCAAUACGAACACCAAGAUGUUGAGUUGUGCACUGAUUCUCGCAUUUGUUCAUUACUCACUGGCUUUAUUUGGUGGAGGGGCAAGCCAUGAGAACAUCGUUCAUUUAAGGAAACUUGGAUUUGAUGAGGACCAUACAACAAUGUCGCACGAAGUCGUAAUACCGUGGGUGAGGCCAUUCAAACCUGGGUACUGCACCAGUUGGGAAUGGCAUACAGACAAGCGCUACCGCGACGAGCGAAUUGCACUUUGCCAACAACUCAGUGGAGAAAAGAAACACGAAUGCGAUUCGUCUGACGGACUCUGCUACGACAAAUGCCCUUUUAAGAAUGGCACCUUCCCCUUCUGGAGAAUACGCAAUGCUGACGAAGUGCCAUUCCUGUGGACCAUUAAGACCCUUCAAAUGUUCGACAACCCAAAUGCAAGAUACCCAUUGACGAGAGACCCAUCUAAAGGAUAUUCAAGCACAUUUUUCGGACCAGGCUACUUCCCAAGUAACGCGUUUGACAACAACGCAGACAGCAUAUGGGUUUCAAAUGGAGUUUCAGCACCCGGAUUGAACUGGAUUGCUUAUGAAUUCGAGCAUCCUGUUCAGAUCAACUCAAUUCGCAUUGUGGGAGAAGGAGAGCACCCAGAUCGCACACCAGGGAAGAUAAUCGUUGAAGCAUCUUGCGAAAAAUAUUUCCGCACAUUCAACACUCAAUGGGUGAUCGACAACCCAAAACACUUCACCGACAAACGAUUCAACAGACCCAAGAGAAGAAGCUAAGCGACUCAAUAUUCUAAAUAGUUUGUCUUUACAAUUCUUCGGACUUUUCUUAUUUUCAACAUAACUUAUUUCUUAAUUUCACCCGUGGACUACAUCAAUGAUGCCGACAAUAAGAUUAGAAUUCAGAUGAUCUAAUUGAAAGAGGACAUUUCUUUGCAAAAUUGAAAAAUUCCAUCAUCGAAAGAUUUUAUUACAGUACAUUCAUUCAUAUCAAA
Molecule: messenger RNA, 1032 nt
Organism: Rhopilema esculentum
Lineage: Eukaryota; Metazoa; Cnidaria; Scyphozoa; Rhizostomeae; Rhizostomatidae
Source: RefSeq, a predicted model, not a curated record